AUGCCUCUCUUCCUCUCUGAAGAGGAGCUGCAGGCGUUGGAGGGCGAUGUCAGGGCCGUUGCGCGGAAGGCGGAGGAGCAAAUAGGCUCGCUCCUCCGGCAGCUAGAGACGCACAAAGCGCAAGCGGAUGCAGCGGAAAUCAACGCGGAGCAGACGUGCUCGCUGAUCGAGCAGAAGUACCUCGCGGUGACGGACGAAAACGCGCAGCUCGAACGCGAGAAGGGAUAUCUCACCGCGGAUCUCGAUCAGAAAUCCGCCGAGCUCGCGGAAAUUAAGGCGCAGGUUCAUCGCCUGCAGUUGGAGGGGAUUCAGGGGGAUGGCGAGAGGGAGCGGCUGAAAGCGGAGCUGGCGGAGGCGCAGACGAGCCGGCGGGACCUGGUGGACGUGAUCGAGCGGAAGAACCUCGAGAUUGACGAGAAGAACGCGUCGCUCAAAUCGUACCUGGACAAGAUCGUCUCCCUGACUGAUUCGCGGACGGAGCUGGAGGGUCGGCUGAGGACGGCUGAGGCAGAGGCGUCCCGCUUCAAGGCCGCAGUGAACCGCCAUGUGCAGGAGAAGGAGAUUCUGGAGGAGCACCUGGCGUGGCUGCGCGAGGACGUGGCGGGGAAGGCGGGCGCGCUGCAGGAGGAGAGGCGCGCUCGCGCGGAGGGCGAGGCAGAGCUGCGCAGCCAGCUGCUGGGCGCGGAACACGAGCGCGACGAUCUGCGCGCUGCUGAGGCGCGCGCCCAGGCGCGCGUGGCGGAGCUGCAGGGGAUGGUCGCGCAGCUGCAACAGGAGGUGAAGAAGCGCGCAGAGGAAGAGGCGCUGCACGAGAGCCAGCUGGCGGCCGAAUUGGAAACUGCGAAGAAGCUGGUGGAACUGUAUAAGGAGAGUGCAGCGGAGGCAGGUGAAAGGGCUGCGGAUCUUAAGGGCGUCGUGAAGUCUCUCGAGGAUCAUCUGAAGCAAGUGGAGGAGGAGGGCGAGAAUCGGGUCAAGGCAGUUGAAGAGGCGGCAGGGAAGCAGCAGCAGGAGCUGCAGAGGCGCUCCCUGCCACAGGGCGUCACAGGAGUGGCUCUCGCUUCCUAUCUCGUCAAGGAUGGCUGGACGGUGGGUGACACUAGACGCUGCAGUCUUGAAACUCUUGUGUUGCUGUGUGCAUUUGAUUUGUGUUGCAUUGCGUUCCCUUGGUUCCAUCGGUAUUUGUCUCUCAAUUUGUCCCUGAGUCAUUUUCUUGCUGUGCACGCCCGUGUGCAUCUGGCAACGAUGUACGAGAACUCUCUCACCUCACUACUGUCUCCCCCAUGCACGCCCGCCCAUGUGCAGAUGGCAACGAUGUAUGAGAAGUACGAGGAGGCGGCAGAUGCAUGGCGGCAUGAGAGGCAACAGCGACGGCAGGCAGAGACUCUGCUCAACAGGGUGUUGAGGGAGAUUGAGCAGAAGGCGGCGGUGGUGCUGGAGGAGCGUGAGCAGCAUGCACGCAUGGCCCGUGCAUACGAUGUCAUGCAGGACAAGCUGGCUCUGGCAGCGGACCAGCAGGCUGCUGUGGAGGCAUCGCUUGCCGAGUGCAGGGCGGAGCUGCGGGCAAGGGAGAGGGAUGUGAGUCUGCUGUCCACUGAUGUGGCAGACCUGCAGAGCCAGGUGACGGUCCUCCUCAAGGAGCUGAGGGAUGUGAGCAUGCAGCGUGCUAAUAACGAAGCCACUGCGCCGCCCACUCCGCCGCGGCCCUCCUCAUCAGAUUUUGUGUCGGUGGAGCAGCUGACCAUCACGGACAUCGGGGGGUUGGUGCAGGCCAACACGUCGCUCCGCCACGCCCUGCGGAAGCUGCAGGACGACUACAGCACCCUGGAGCCUCGGGUCAAGGCUCGCUUUGAGGAGGAGCUGGAGAGGCGAGCAGCAGCGAACGCCAAGGAGGUGGAGCGGGUGGUGGGCAUGUACAAGGAGCAGGAGGAGCUGGCACAGCGACACAAGGCUGCCCACGACAUGUUCAAACUGCUCUACGAUGAGCAGCAGCAGCGAAUGAGGGCCCUGACAUCAGGCACUGCAGCUGCUGCUCCUGGUGCUGCUGAUUCUCCCACAGCCAAGGGAGCGCCUGCCUUGCCCAUGCUGUCCUCCCCCCCACCUGAUGGUCCCGACUACAAGACUCUCUACACUGCAACGCAGGAGGAGCUGGAGAGGCUGAGGCAGGAUCGCAAGCAGCACAUGGAUGAACUGCAGGAGGCUCUUGAUGCUGCCAGGAAGGUGGCGAGUGAGUCGCGCAUGGAGCGCAUGCGUGCCGAGGCAGAGGCGCAGUUCUCCAAGCAGCAGGCAGAGGCGCUCGAGAAGACACUGGAAGAGGAGCGCAAGGUGAAGGAUGCAGCAGUGGCGCGCAGCAGUGAGUUUGCGGCGUCAGUGACUGCCCACCAGAGGCAGCUGCGGGACGCCGAGAGGCUGCUCGCUGCCGCGGAGGAGAAGGCUACCCGUGCAACCAUUGAGGCAUCGGUGUUGGAGCGAGAGAAGGCUCUGCUGGCAGCAGCAGAGGAGCGGGCGACAGCGGAGGCGGGGAGCGCAUUGGAGAGGAUGCACCGAGUACAAGCGGCACACGACUCAUUGGAGAGCACCCAGGCUGCCCGCGAGGCCACGUGGGCUGCUGAGAGGAAGAGGCUCGAAGACUCUAUUGACCGCAUGCAGCGCGAGUGGGCGGAAGCGAGUCGUGCCCUGGAAGCAGAGAGGGACCACUCUCGGCACCUAGUGGAGGCUAGAGACAGGGCAGCAGCGGAUGCAGAGGCAAAGCUGAGUGCAGCGUGGAAGGACGUGGAGCAGCUUAAGCAGCAGCUGAGCGCUGCUGUCACCAAGGCCAAGACUGCAGAGGCACGGUGCGAGGAGCUGCAGGCGGGUGUGAAGCGGUUGGAAGCGGUGGCGGCUGCUGCUGUUGCUGGCGGUGCGGGCGGGGGUGUGGGAGGGAGGAGUCUGAGAUCGGCUUCGGAGGGCGAGGGCAUGGAGGAGGAGGAUGUGGAGGAGCGGUUGCACAAGGCAGAGGAGGAGGUGCAGAGGCUCAAGGAGGAGCUAGAGGCAUCUCAAGGGUACCUGGCUCAGUACAAGGCGAUUGGAAAGGCGAACGAGGAGGCGCUGGAGCGAAUGAUGCAGCAGCACAGUGCGUUCAAGGAGGAGGCUGAGAAGGAGAGAGCGGCAGCGGCGGCAGCAGCGGAGGAGCUGAGGGGGCGGGUGAAAGAGGCAGAGAAGCGGGCUGCUGAUGCGGCGGCAGCUGCAACGGGGCUCACAGAGGAGCAUGAGAGGGCGUUUGCUGAUGUCAGCCGGAAGCUGGAGGCGGCUGCUGUGGAGAGAGACGCCUUCAGGGCACGAGUGGAGGAGAUAGAGUGGAGAGUGGAGUCAGAGGCAAAGGAGGCAUCGGAGAUGAGGCAGAAGUGGAGGGAGGCUCAGACCAACUAUGAGCGGCAGGUCGUGCUGCAAGCAGACACCAUCCGCCAGCUGGACGGCGUGAGUCAGACGCUCAACGCCGCCCAGGCGGCGCAGAGGGAGUGGCGCAGCCAGGCAGAAAAGGCCGAAGCCGAGUUAGCUUCCCUGCGGGCCGAGUGGGAGACAGUCAAGGGGGGUUUGGAGGCAGCACGUGCUGCUGCAGAGGGGAAGGCAAGGGAGGUGGAGGCUCAGAACGUGAUUCUGCUGGACCGGCUGGAGGCGUUGCGUGUGGGGACGCCUGGCAAGGCGGGUGGGGUUGCUUCGCCUGGUGUGGGGAGGAGGAGAGCGGCUGCUUCCCCGUCGCCGGGUAAGGGUUUAGGAACAGAGGUGGUGCGGUUCCUGCGGCGCUCCAAGGAAGCUUCCGAGAUGGAGCUAGCGCUGCUGAAGCAGGAGCGGCUGCGGCUGACGAAGCAGGUGGAAGCAGCAGAGAGGGAGGCCCAGGAAGCACAGCAGCAGCUGAGAGAAGAGCGGGCGCGGGGGGUGGCCGCUGCGCAAUCUGAGGGGGAAUUCGCGGCACUGAAAGCCCAGGUGGCGCAGGUGAAUCUGCUGAGGGAGAGUAAUGCGAUGCUGAGGGAUGAGAGCCAGAGGAACUUUGCGGAUGCGGGGGAGUGGAGGGAGAAGGCGCGGCAGGCGCUGCAGCAGGUGGGGCCGCUGCAGGCUGCGGUGCAGAAGAGGGAGGCGGAGGUGGCUGCGGGGAGGAGGGAGGUGGAGAGUGCGAGGGAGGAGGCGGGGCGGUGGCAGCGGCGCGUGCAGCAGCUGCUGGAGAAGUACAAGGCGAUCGAUGUGGAGGAGUAUCAGCGGCUGCAGGACCAGCUGCAGGUUAAAGACGUGAGGCUGAUACGGAAGCGAGCGGAGCAGCUGGAGCAGGAGCUCUCAGAGGCGAGGGGUGCCCUCGCAGCAGCAAAGGCAGCAGCAGACGCAGCAGAAAAGGACAAGGAGGCUGAGAAGGAGCGGGCGGCUGCUGAGCUAGCGGGGCUGGAGACGCAGCGGGCGGCACUGGCGGAGGAGAAGGAGAAGCUGGAGAAGGAGCAAGCGACAGGAGGGGAGGAGCUGAGGAAGCAGCUGGAAACGGCAAAGGAAAACGAGGCGAAGCACAAGACAGAGUUUGCCAAGCUCAGGAACACAGCCAUCAAAUUCAAGCGCAAUGGCGAGCAGCUGAGCAAGGAGAAGGAGGAGCUGCGGCAGGCCAAGGAGCAGCAGAGCAAGGAGGCAGAGGCAGUUAAAACCAAGGCCGCAGAGCUCGAGAAACGCGUGGCCGACCUCGAAAAGAAGCUCCAGACCGCCUCUGAGACGUCCCAAAAGCGAGUGGCUGAAUUGGAGAAGAAGCUUCAGGAGCAGACGGCAGCGGCGGGUGCAGCGGCCAGGAAAGCGGAGGAGGGGAAGAGUGCCGCGGAGGCUUCUGGGAAGCAGCAGGCGGCUGUGGCGGAGGGGAUUUUGAACUCGCGGAUUCAGUUGCUACAGAGGCAGCUGGCAGCAGAGAAGGAGAGGCGGACCAAGAACCUCAAGAGCAUCGUCGACUCGUUCCAGCGCGCCAAGGAGAGCUACGAGACCAUCUCUGUGCGCGUGGUGGCAGUGGAAGAUUGGAUCAAGCAGCAGCGCCAGGGCAAGGAGGGCCCCUUUGAGGAGCCGGCAGUGGUAUCAGAGCUGAGAGCAGCAUCGCAGGAGUAUGACGCGGUCUUUGGAGCCAUGCAGAAAACAGCAGAGGCUGUCCCAGCCAUCGUUGCCCCAGUGCCUGCCGAACCUGCAGGCGAGGUUCAGGCCGCACCUGCUGCCGGUGGGAUGGAGGUUGAGGAUGGGGAGCAGGGGGGCGCAGGGGUGAGUGAAGCGGUGCGAAGCGGUCAAGUGGGGUUAGCGGGCGUGGCAGGUGACGGAGCGGCAGGAGAGGGGGUAGAGGAGAAGGAGAAGCAGGGAGAGCAGGGCGCAGGUGUUGAGGGGGAGGAGGGCGCAGGGGUGGGAACUGAGGGGCAGAGGCAGGAAGAAGCAGCAGUAGGAGAAGGGGAAGGAGCAGGAGGGGAAGGUGAAAUAGGUGGUGCUGGUGUUGAUGCUGCUGCUGCCAAUGCUGCUGCUGUUCCCGCCACGCCUCCCCGCUCACCCACCCCCACCCCUCCACUUACCCCCACAGGAGCAGGUGAAUCUGCUGCUCUCGUGGCUGGGGAAGGGCCAAACGGAGAAGGGGCGACAGGGGAGGCAGCAGGUGGUGAUAGCACAGGGGCAGACGCGGAAGGGGAAGGCGAAGGGAUGGGCGCAGGGAAUACAGGUGGGGCAGCAGAGGCAGGUGCAGGAGAAGAGGCGGGCGGGGGGGCAGGGGCAGGGGCAGGGGCAGGGGCGGUAGCAGAGGGUCCAGAGAUUCACGUGGAGGGGGAAGGGGAGGCGGCUCAGCGGGCUGCUGCCAGGCAGGCACGAUUUGGGGCUGCCACUUCUCCCCGCCGCGGCCGAGGUGCACGGGGCCGGGGCACGCGGGUGAUCAGCCUCGUGCAGUCAGCUGGACGGGGAACGGGCAGCCCGCGCGGCCGUGGCCGGGGCAGGGGGGCUGCAGGUGGGUCUCAAUCUGCUCCGUCAGAUGGUGCUGGAGGAGGCGCUCCUUCUGUUCAUUCGCAUUCAACUCUUUCACUAGGCUUCUACUGGCGCGCAGCCAUGAUACAAUACGAGAAGAGAUUCGGAGCGUUUAAUCUAUUACUGAGAUUCUACGGCUCGCAAUGGCCGCGAGCGACGCUGCUCGCCCUCCCCAGCGCAAUCCUAGCCGGACUGCUCUCCGCGUUCAUAUUCGUCGAUAAAACGCAGCACCUCUUCCUCCACCCAUACCCCUAUGCCGUAUUCAGCGGCGUCGUCGCCUUCAUCCUCAUCUUCCGCACCAAUCUCAGCUACGCGAGAUACUGGGAGGGGAGAACAAUGCUCGCACAAAUGAGCUCGAAAUGGGGAGACGCCGCAAUCCAGGUGAUAUCGUUUGACGAGGGAGCCAAGGAGCCGGUGCCAGGGGGGAUUCGAUUCCGCUCCGAGUUUGUGCACACCAUGAGCCUCAUGCACGCGCUCGCGCUGCAGAGACUACGAGGGGACUCGUACCUUAGCAACUUAACUUAUGGUCGAUUCAUGGACAUCCCACCAGAGCCACCAGUGGACGCGGAUGAGGUGGAGGAGUGGAACCGAGUGCGCGGAAACAAGUCCCUAGUGUUCCUAAGAGCCCACCGCCCCCACCUGGAGAAGUACUGGCGGGCGCUGCCGCUGGCAGUGCUGGGGGGGGUGAACCCCACGGAGUGCAGCAUCCUGGAACCUUCCCGCGACCGCGUGUACCUGGUGAUGUGCUGGCUGCACCGGGCGCUCGUGGCUCGGCGCAUGGCGGGGGGGAUCUCUCAGGACGCCCCUAUCGUGUCCAGAAUAUACCAAGUGCUCUCAGACGGCAUGCUGGGGUACGAGAAUGCGCUCAAGAUAGUGAACACGCCCUUCCCCUUCCCCUUCGCGCAGUGCGUUGCUCUCCUCCUCCACAUCAACGCCCUCAUCAUCCCGCUCCUCAUGGCUGACUGGCUAGCAGAUCCCUACCUAGCCUCUGCAAUCACCUUCCUCUCAGUCUUCUCCUUCUAUCUUCUCAACGAAGUGGCGAGAGAAAUUGAAGAGCCUUUCCGGUUCGACCCGAACGAUCUUCCCGUGGUGUACCUCCACCAUAAGUUCAACGAGCGGCUUGUCACGGCGUUUUCAAGAAGCGUUUUCCCUGCGGACGGGCUGUUUACGCAUAUUGAUGAGAAGGAAAUGGCGUGGCUUUUAGCUAAGCACCGGCCAGUGACAGUGACAAAGGGAGCGGAGGAGAAGGUGGGAAAGAUUGCCAAGGACUGUGUUAUCGAUGUGCUCGCCAUUCUCGCGGGACUUUUUUCCGCAUUCAUACUCGUCGAUAGAACCCAGCACCUCUUCCUCCACCCAUACCCCUAUGCCGUAUUCAGCGGCGUUCUCGCCUUCAUCCUCAUUUUCCGCACCAAUCUCAGCUACGCGAGAUACUGGGAAGGGAGAACUAUGAUCGCGCAAAUGAG
This is a messenger RNA of Closterium sp. Yama58-4, 7448 nucleotides long. The record is from the annotation of a GenBank genome assembly. Lineage: Eukaryota; Viridiplantae; Streptophyta; Zygnematophyceae; Desmidiales; Closteriaceae.